GGUUGGAGGGAGGGGGCGGCGUUAGACAAUGCCCAUUCCUCCAAUAUAUUCCGUCCCCUCUGUCCAUGAAGUGAGCCUUUAUUAGUGAGGAUCGUUUGGAUCUUAUCUUCCACAUGACGCGCGGCGGAUGAGGAGGAAUCAGAGCGACGAGGCGGGGGGGAUUUAUCUGCGAUCUGCUCGACUCCCGACCUGGAAGAGUGUCGCUUAUCUCCAGCCUCUUCAUCUCCAUCUUCCACAGGCGGACGGACCAGCAGCCUCUCUGUCAGCCCAGCUCAUCUAUUGUCUGAAAUCCAACCGAGGACCGGCUGAUCCCCUCUUAUCGUCACCCUAAUCGGUUUUUUUUUCUUUUUCUUUUUUUUUUUUUUUUUUUUUUUUUUUGGUUUUUUGGUUUGUUUGUUUUUUAAUUUUGACAUUUUUCUGCAGAUUUCCUGAACUGAUCCCAGGAAGACUUCUGGUCCGUUUUCAAAGCGUUCUGCGAUGCAAGUUUCCAUCAGGAAAAAGUGACAAAAAGUACUUUCUCUCUGCAUUUUCUUUCCACUUCCUUGAGCCUGAAUGCACGUCUUUUUGACAUCUGAUGCUCGUUCGGCUCGUGGAAUAUGAGUUAAUUGGGAAUUGGGUUAAUUAAACGAAGAACCAAAUUGCCUCCCAACUCUCUUUCAAAGUUUUCGAGGAGGCUCGCCCGCCAACACGCCGAGCGUAAAAAUGAUGCUGAGUCCGGACCAAGCCGAGGCGGACCUGUCGUGGACCCAGUCCGACCCGGAGUCGAUGCUCAACGGGCUCAAGUCGGCCGGCUGCACCUCGGACGAGCCGACCGAGGGCGAGGAGCAGCGGGCCAAAUGCAAAGCCGAGCAGCCGCUGAGCAGGGAGGAGAAGAGGAGGCGGCGGCGGGCCACGGCCAAGUACCGCUCCGCGCACGCAACCCGGGAGCGGAUCCGGGUGGAGGCGUUCAACGUGGCCUUCGCGGAGCUGCGCAAGCUGCUGCCCACGUUGCCCCCGGACAAGAAACUCUCCAAGAUCGAGAUCCUCAGACUGGCUAUUUGUUACAUCUCCUACCUGAACCACGUGUUGGAUGUCUGAGUGGGAGCGGACGGGCGGACUGGUGCGGGAGAUUUCUACAGAACGCGCAGUAUUUUCUAAGCCUUUCACAGAUGGUACUUUGGGCAGACAUGCUACACUGAAAAAACCGAACUUAGAAUUCAACCAAUAAAAUUGGAGAGACAAUUUAGUUGGGUAGAGUUAUUAUGACUUCUGAGUCCAACUUUUAACACAUAAACGAUGAUUAGUCACUGAAAUUCUAACUAAUUAAGUUAAUUUACCUAGUCUGGUGUUAAAAAAAGAAACCAUAGCUAAGAUGUGCUGUUGUGUGGCAGCAGCUGUCUCACUGUUAAAAAGUUCAGCUUGCUAGCAAGUUUCACUGCUGAAUAUAAAUUUACUAAACAAACUCGCUUUUUUAAAUAAACCAUAACUCCUAUGAGAGUUUAAUUCAACCCGUGAUAGCCUUACUGGUCUCUGCAGGACGAAUAAAAAGAAGAAAAUGUAUGUUUGAAUUCAACAGGUAUUAAACAUUACAUUUGAAACCACAUAAGUUGAAUUAAUUUAGUAAAUAUCCUCUAAAAUUUAUUUUUGCAGCAGUAGAACAUUUAUAACUUUAAAGAACUUUUGGCCUUUUUAUUUUUUAAGAGUUUUCCACUUAACGGUGUGAAAUUCAUCUUUCACCAAUUAUGUAACCAUCCAUUUUUUCACUUUUUUUUUCAAUUGUCAAAAAUCAGUUAAAUAAAAUCUUUUUUUCCUCUCAGACUUUGAUGAGUUAGGGAGAGACCAGCUGAUUAUUGAGGCUUUUAAGCUCUGAAAGCAAUAAAAAUUACAUGGAUGCAUUUCCUGAGCGAUUCAAUAUAUCUGCAUUCUUGCCUAAAAAAACUAAUAAAUUCAUAAUUCUGAUAAAACAAAACUGUACAAGUUAAAUAAAAUUGGUGCAAUUGUUUUGAUUUAUAUAGUAAAUAGAUUUUAAACAGUAUUUCUGUUGGGAAAUAUGUAUGUUCACCAUAUAAGUUAUCUUUUAAGAUCAUUUUGGUGAUCUGAUUAAAAGUUACCCUGAAAACUACCACUGCCUCAGGUGUGCAACACUCCACUUGCUAGCAAGUUUGACUUUAGCAUUAGCGCUGUUGCUAAACUACCUUAAUCUGAACACAAUUUUAAAUGUUAAAUUCCUGCUUGAAAUGGAACGUAGGCAAUAAAACUGCUUAAUUCAACUUUAAAGACAUUUUUUUGAAGCAAAUUUCACUUUUUACAGUGCGCGUUUCCCCUUUUUUCACUGUGUCAGGCUGUGGGGGGGCAUUUUUCACAUCAAAAUGAAGGGAUGUAAACAAAAUAGCUGCUUUAGAUCUUAUAGUUUAGAAGAUGUUUUCCGUAAAGGAAAAAAAAAAUAAAUUUCAAUGCGUCAAGUGCUACUUAUGACAUGAGAAAUUGUGACCUUAAUCAUUUUAAAGUGUAUUUAUUUAUUUAUUUAUUUAUUUAUUUAAUUGCGUUAAUAUUAUUGCUAAUUUAUUUAUGCGGAUUACAGGUCUUUCUUUCUGUAUAAAUGUAUAUUGUUUGUCGAUUCAAUAUAUUUUUAGGCUGUGAAAUUGAACGUGGUAAGUAAUGGUGUUUUCCUGUUUAAAAAAAAAAAAAGAAAUAUGGCACUUUCUGUUAAUCCACUGCAUCUCCUGUUUGCUUUCAAUGUAUGUUCGAUGUCUCCUUGUUUUGCUUUGAUAAUGUCUGUUAUAUCGAUCGAUGGCAACGAUGAGCACUUGAACUGUGGGGCCCCACGGCCCCCUAGGUGUCUGCUUCCCUAAAAUGUUGUGUUGGGACGUCAUUCAGUUUUCAGAUUCGCCUCGUUUUUCUGUCAGUUCAUGACAACAAGAGGUUCUGUUGUGAUCUCCAGAAUGACACCUCUUCUUUUGCUGUGACCAAAAACAAAGUCUGAAUUUAUUCUCUUCGAUGUGCUGAUGUUAGGCUCUUAUUUUAGAAAACGUUUAUUUAUUUGUCUCUUCUUUGUAUCCUGGAAAUUCCAAUAAGUAAUUUUAUAGCAAAAGGAGAAGAAAAAAACACAUAUCCUCUAUCCAAAGAUUUUUUUGUCUCUUCAGGGUUGUGUAGACUUGUUGCUUUAUGCAGAUUUUUUAGUAGAGUUAUUGUGUGACAGCUGGUUUCUAAUGGACAGACUUUUUUCAUAUUUUCCGGUGUUAUUUUUAAUUAAAAACAAAUGCUAAA
Poecilia latipinna (sailfin molly) is the source of this 3246-nucleotide messenger RNA. It is a transcript of the gene nhlh2, whose product is annotated as nescient helix loop helix 2. Gene Ontology annotation, biological process: regulation of transcription by RNA polymerase II. The transcript is spliced from 2 exons. Lineage: Eukaryota; Metazoa; Chordata; Actinopteri; Cyprinodontiformes; Poeciliidae. The record is from RefSeq and is a predicted model, not a curated record. Gene Ontology annotation, molecular function: protein dimerization activity; DNA-binding transcription factor activity, RNA polymerase II-specific; RNA polymerase II cis-regulatory region sequence-specific DNA binding. The coding region runs from base 703 to 1077 and encodes 124 amino acids.